GAGAUGUUAGUGAACCAAUGGCUUCACUCAACUGCACAGGAGCCAUGAACUGGAAUAAAGGCGGGUCAGGGGGCAAGCGUGGCUUUGGUUUUGGGGGGUUUGCCCUGGCCUCGGGGAAGAAGGAGGAGCCCAAAGCCCAGAAGGGGUCCCACUCUGCUUUCCCGCCCCCGUCAACGGGGGUCUAUGGGAAGGGGCAGCAGCUCCCAGCGUUCUAUAAGAUUGGGUCAAAGAGAGCCAACCUGGACGAGGAGAACGCGUACUUUGAGGAUGAUGAGGAGGACUCCAGCAGUAUGGACCUGCCCUACAUCCCUGCUGAGAACUCCCCGACUCGGCAGCAGUUCCAGAACAGAACCGGGGGCUCGGACAGCGAGGAAGACCCCCUGGAUGCCUUCAUGGCUGAAGUGGAGGACCAGGCUGCCAAAGAUAUGAGAAGACUUGAAGAAAAAGACAAAGAAAAGAAAAGUACAAAGGGUAUUCGCGAUGACAUUGAGGAGGAAGAUGAUCAUGAGGCCUAUUUCCGCUACAUGUCUGAGAACCCAAUGGCGGGGGUGAUUGCGGACGAGGAGGAGGAUUCUAUCGAGUACGACAGUGACGGGAACCCCAUCGCCCCCGCCAAGAGAAUUAUCUGCCCGCUGCCCCCUAUUGACCACUCCGAGAUCGAUUACCCCCCCUUUGAGAAGAACUUCUUUGAGGAGCACGAGGAGCUGGCCAGCCUCACCCCCGACCAGGUGGUGGAUCUGAGGCAGAAGCUGAACCUGCGGAUCUCCGGUGCAGCCCCACCUAAACCCUGCACCAGCUUUGCACACUUCGGCUUCGACGAGCAGCUCAUGCACCAGAUCCGCAAGUCGGAGUACACCAAGCCCACCCCCAUCCAGUGCCAGGGCGUUCCCAUUGCGCUGAACGGCAGGGACAUGAUCGGCAUUGCCAAGACAGGCAGCGGGAAGACUGCUGCCUUCAUCUGGCCCAUGCUGGUGCACAUCAUGGACCAGAAGGAGCUGCAGCCAGGAGAUGGGCCCAUCGCCGUCAUUGUGUGCCCCACCAGAGAGCUGUGCCAGCAGAUCCACGCGGAGUGCAAGCGUUUCGGGAAGGCCUAUAACCUGCGCUCCGUGGCCGUGUACGGAGGCGGCAGCAUGUGGGAGCAGGCCAAGGCUCUCCAGGAGGGGGCCGAGAUCGUGGUCUGCACCCCGGGGCGCCUCAUUGACCAUGUGAAGAAGAAGGCCACGUCUCUGCAGAGGGUCACCUACCUGGUGUUCGAUGAGGCUGACCGCAUGUUUGAUAUGGGCUUCGAAUACCAGGUCCGAUCGGUUGCCAGUCACGUUCGACCGGACAGACAGACCCUUCUGUUCAGCGCCACCUUCCGCAAGAAGAUUGAGAGGCUGGCCCGAGACAUCCUGGUGGACCCCGUCCGCGUGGUGCAGGGAGACAUUGGGGAGGCCAACGAGGACGUGACCCAGCUGGUGGAGGUCAUGCCCAGCGGGCUGGAGAAGUGGGGCUGGCUGACCCGGCGCUUGGUGGAGUUCACCUCCGCCGGCUCGGUGCUCAUCUUCGUCACCAAGAAGGCGAACUGUGAAGAGCUGGCCACCAACCUGAACCAGGAGGGCUGGACAAUCGGGAUGCUGCACGGGGACCUGGACCAGAGCGAGCGGAACAAGGUCAUCUCGGACUUCAAGAACAAGAGCCUGCCUGUGCUGGUAGCCACCGACGUGGCAGCCCGUGGUCUGGACAUCCCCUCCAUCAAGACCGUGGUGAAUUACGACGUGGCCCGUGACAUCGACACGCACACCCACCGAAUCGGGCGUACGGGGCGAGCGGGGGUGAAGGGCGUGGCGCACACCCUGCUGACACACAAGGACACCACCUUCGCAGGAGACCUGGUCCGCAAUCUGGAGGGAGCCAACCAGAGCGUGAGCAAGGAGCUGAUGGACCUGGCCAUGCAGAACCCCUGGUUCCGGAAGUCCCGAUUCAAAGGAGGGAAAGGGAAGAAGCUGAACAUCGGAGGCGGGGGGCUGGGGUACAGGGAGAGGCCUGGCCUGGGAGCAGACACCUCGGAGUGCAGUGGCAGUGCUGUGAUGAGCAACUAUGAAGCGUACAGGCCUACUUCCGGAGCCAUGGGGGACCGCAUGUCAGCGAUGAAGGCUGCUUUCCAGUCUCAGUUCAAGAACCAGUUUGUAGCGGCCUCGGGUUUCCCUCCGAAGCUGACCCCUGCCAACAGCAGCUCCGAGGGCUGGACCAGCGCGGGCAGCCUGAGCUCCGUGCCCACGGGGACACCCCAGGGGGGGCCAGGCCAGGAGAGGCUGCAGGCCACGCCCUCGGGGGGUGCUCCAGGCUCCCUGGCACCGGGGGGCAGGAUGACAGGCUUCUCCAGCGCCGGGACCCUCCGCUCCCUCCCCGAGAGCUACGCCGUCCCAGAACCCCCUCCCCCUGCCCCGCGAGAGGCCAGCAAGGAGCGCCACGGAGACAGCAGGGGGCGCCACGCAGACAGGGACCGCCACGCAGACAGGGAUCGCCACGGAGACAGGGAGCGACAUGCAGACUCCAGCCGACAGGGAGCGGGAUACGGCAGCAGCAGCCGCCACGGAGAAAGUCGCAACGGGGAGAGCAGCCGGAGAGACAGGGAGGGCCGGGGGGAGAGAGGGAGCAGCGACAGGGGAGGAGAGAGGGGGGGAGGGAGGGGGAAUGAGAGGGGGGGAGGGAGGGGGAAUGAAAGGGGAGGGGAGAGGGGGAACGAAAGAGGGAAGGGGAGGGGAGAGGUGGAAGACAGUUUUGCUAUCCCAGAUCCCCCCAAGCGCAAGAAGAGCAGGUGGGACAAUUGAGGUGGAAGGAAAGAAGGAGGACACAUGGCUGGGCUGGUCACUUUAUUAGCUAAACCACCCCCAUGUUGUUAGAAUGAGCCCAAUCUAAACUUUUUUUUUUUUUUUCUCUCAAGUCAGAUCUGCCACAAUUUUAAUUUUUUUUUUUUUUUU
This is a messenger RNA of Acipenser ruthenus (sterlet), 2963 nucleotides long. RefSeq names its product ATP-dependent RNA helicase DDX42-like. The record is from RefSeq and is a predicted model, not a curated record. Gene Ontology annotation, molecular function: RNA helicase activity; ATP binding; nucleic acid binding. Bases 18 to 2813 code for a protein of 931 amino acids. NCBI's taxonomy places the organism in Eukaryota, Metazoa, Chordata, Actinopteri, Acipenseriformes, Acipenseridae. The transcript has 20 exons.